AUGGUUUCCCCACGAGCGGAGGACGAUGCAAGUCCGAUGCUUUCUAAAGAGGAACCGAACAGUCUGUGUUAUUGUUAUCUAUCUAUCUAUCUAUCUAUCUAUCUGAUCAUAUAUAUCAUUUUGAUCAUAUCUAUCUAUCUAUCUAUCUAUCUAUCUAUCUAUCUAUCUAUAUCACCUUGUUCACAUUUAUCUGUCAGUUUGAUCAUAUCUAUUAGUCUGAUCAUAUCUAUCUAUCUAUCCGUUUGUUUAUAUCUAUCUAUCUAUCUAUCUAUCUAUCUAUCUAUCUAUCUCUUCCACAACUUCUUUGACUACCUCUCAUCAUACUUGUUUCCGUCUCAUUUGACGUCUCCUGGCUGUACCACUCCUCACACUAUCACUCCUAUCACCCACGCUCUUUUCUCCUCCUACUGUCUUUUUCUGCUUUUCCCUCACCAUUUCUCACUGUCCCCCCCCCUCUCUCUCUCUCUCUCUCUCUCUCUCUCUCUCUCUGUUAAAUUAUUUCUCAAACCAACGCCCAAAUCAAGCAUUCUUUUUGUGGUCGUCUCUUUCUCUCUUCUCUCACAGUUGAACUUCUCGAUUAUCCAUUACACUACCUUCAUAUCCUUUAUAUUACUCUUUAUUAAUCUUUCUUUAUCUCUCUCUCUCUCUCUCUCUCUCUCUCUCUCUCUCUCUCUCUCUCUCAUACUUUCUCCUGCUUGCUUGUCUGCAUCCCUUGAAAAUCAAUUUUCAAUAUCUUUGUUUUUUACUUGGGCUCGAACACCAAUCACUGGCAUUAGUCGGAAAUGUACAACUACUCUAUCCACCCGUAUCUAUCUAUCUAUCUAUCUAUCUAUCUAUCUAUCUAUCUAUCUAUCUUCGUAUAUAUGUAUCGGAUUCUCUUCGUAUCUAUCUAUCUAUCUAUCGGUUUCUCUUCGUAUCUAUCUAUCUAUCUGUCUGUCUGGCUACCUAUCUAUCUAUCUAUCGGAUUCUCUUCGCAUCUAUUUAUUUAUAUAUAGGGUUCUAUUCGUAUCUAUGUAUCUGUCGAUUUUUAUAUCUAUCUACCACUUUACCUCUCUCUUUCUCGCUCUCUAUAUCUAUCUAUAUUUGUCUCUUAUACCUAUCUAUCUCCAUCUGUUCAUUAUCUACCUCAGUCUAUUCUUUACUAUCGUAACUAUUGGUUUCUAUCUAUCUAUCUAUCUAUCUAUCUAUCUAUCGGAUUCUCUUCGUAUUUAUCUAUCUAUCUAUCUAUCUAUCUAUCGCUUUUUAUAUCUAUCUACCAUUUUACCUCACUCUUUCUCUCUCUCUAUCUAUCUAUCUCAAUCUUUUCAUUAUCUAUUUCAGUCUGUUCUUUAUCUUUCGGAUUCUGUUCUAUGUAUCUAUCUAUCUGAUUCUGUUCGUAUCUAUCGCUUUUUAUAUCUAUCUGCCAUUUUACCUCUCUUUCUCUCUCACUAUCUAUCUAUCUGCCUAUCUAUUCUAUUCUAUCUAUCUAUCUAUCUAUCUAUCUAUCUAUCUAUCUAUCUAUCUAAUUCUGUUCGUAUCGGAUUCUGUUCGUAUCUAUCUAUCUAUCUAUCUCAAUCUGUCAAUUAUCUAUCGCAAUCUGCUCAUUAUCUCAGUCUAUCUAUCUCAAUUUGUUCAUUAUCUGCCUCACUCUGUUCUUUACCUAUCUACCGGUCUCUCUCUCUCUCUCUCUCUCUCUCUCUCUCUCUCUCUCUCUCUGUUUAUCUACCCGUUUGUCUGUCUGUCUCUUUCUAG
Molecule: messenger RNA, 1731 nt
Organism: Acanthosepion pharaonis
Lineage: Eukaryota; Metazoa; Mollusca; Cephalopoda; Sepiida; Sepiidae
Source: the annotation of a GenBank genome assembly